UGAGCGCGGGGAGCAGCGGCCGCGGCGGGGAGGGGGGUGGGGCGGGACGGCGCAGCCUCCGGUGCUGGCGCUGAGGGUCCGGGGCCCGCGCUCUGCCUUCUGCUCCUCUGCAGCCGUCCGCAUAUUCCCCUUUUUCUUUUUCUUUCUUUCUUUUUUUUCUUCUUUUUUUUUUUUAACCCUUGCAAUUUUGAACAUUUUGCAAGACUGAGUCGGUGGGAGGCAGGUGAGAGCAUCCUGCCCCAGGGCCGGAGGAGCCCGCGGCGCUCCGUGCGCUUUCCCGGGACCAUCAGCACUGAGAAACCCGAAAGUUUUUUGUUUUUGUUUUUUGUUAUUUUGAUAUUUGUAUGUUGAUAUAUUUACAAAGGCAGGAGUGAUUUUUUUUUUUUUCCCUUCUUCUUCUUCUUCUUCUUCUUCCUUAUCUGCUCUGCUUUGAGAGCGAGUACUUUUUGGUUGGCAAAGGACGGAGGAGGGGAAAAAAAGCUCAUCGACGUUUCGGGACGGCGACCUGGCCUUCUUUUUAAAAAGACAGUUGCGUGCACCACGAUGGAGAAAAUGUCCCGACAGCUCCCCCUGAACCCCACCUUUAUCCCGCCUCCCUACGGCGUGCUCAGGUCCCUGCUGGAGAACCCGCUGAAGCUCCCCCUUCAUGCCGAAGACGCAUUUAGCAAAGACAAAGACAAAGGAAAGAAGCUGGAUGAUGAGAGCAACAGCCCGACAGUCCCCCAGUCGGCCUUCUUGGGACCCACCUUAUGGGACAAAACCCUUCCUUAUGACGGAGAUACUUUCCAGUUGGAAUACAUGGACCUGGAGGAAUUUCUGUCAGAGAAUGGCAUCCCCCCGAGCCCGUCGCAGCAUGACCACAGCCCUCACCCUCCUGGGUUGCAACCUGCUUCCUCCACAGCUCCCUCGGUUGUGGACCUCAGCAGCCGGGCCUCUGCACCCCUCCACCCUGGCAUCCCGUCUCCAAACUGUAUGCAAAGCCCCAUCAGACCAGGCCAGCUGUUGCCAGCAAACCGCAAUACACCGAGUCCCAUUGACCCUGACACCAUCCAGGUCCCAGUUGGGUAUGAACCAGACCCAGCAGACCUUGCCCUCUCCAGCAUCCCGGGGCAGGAAAUGUUUGAUCCACGCAAACGCAAGUUCUCGGAAGAAGAACUGAAGCCACAGCCCAUGAUUAAGAAAGCUCGCAAAGUCUUCAUUCCCGAUGAUUUGAAGGAUGACAAGUACUGGGCGAGGCGCAGAAAGAACAAUAUGGCGGCCAAGCGCUCCCGUGAUGCCCGGCGGCUGAAGGAGAACCAGAUUGCAAUCCGGGCCUCAUUCCUGGAGAAAGAGAACUCGGCCCUCCGCCAGGAGGUGGCUGACUUAAGGAAGGAGCUGGGCAAAUGCAAGAACAUACUUGCCAAGUACGAGGCCAGGCAUGGGCCCCUGUAGGAUGGCAUUUUUGUGGGCUGGCUUUUGAAUAGAUGGACAGCUUGUUUCCUGUCUGGUAGCACCACACCCAAACCAACCUUUCUGACAUCAGCACUUUACCAGAGGCAUAAACGCAACUGACUCAUUUUGGUGUGCAUCUCUUUAUGUGUGUGUUUGUGUGUGUGUCUGUACACAUGCUUAUAGUCCCAUGUGUGGUCAGCGGUAUGUAUGUGUGUAUGUGUGUGUGUGUGUGUGUGUGUGUGUGUAUUCCUUCACACUUGCCAUUUUAAGAUAGUCCUCUUGUUGUCUUUUAGUUCUGAACAAGAAAGGUGCCAUGUUUUUAUUACACUCUGGGGACCCCUGUGGGGUUUCCUCCCCUCCCCUCUCUACUCCUGCCCCUUUCUGCCCCUUGCUUCAUGUCCUAGCCAUCUUACUUUGCCAGGGUCUGCGUGGCUUCAGGAGACAGGUCCCUGGUGAAGUGGCCGAUCUCAGUUGUCAAGAACAUAAGCUCUUGUUUCUGUUUCAACCAUGAAUUGCCGUGCUAAGAAGGUGCACAGCCUACCCUAGCACUACAGCCGAAUUCCUUCAUAGGUUCCCCCUCUCUCCUUUCCCCUCUCUCUCACCGCCCUUUCUCGUUUUCCUUUCAGUUUUGGUGAUAACUCUCUUCAAAUCUAAAGUGCUGUUUAGAUGUAGUAGAUCCCGUAUUUACUUACUGCUACCUACUAAGUUUCCUUUUGACUCCACCAACCCCAGAUAAGCAAGUACCAUUAUAGAACACAGAGUGUGUUUUGCACUGUCUGUACCUAAAGCAAUAAUCCUAGUGUACGCUAGAGCAUGCUGCCUGAGUAUUAACUAGUGGAUGUAGGAAAUUUUCCCUACCUAGGAAUUUCACUGUCUUUUAAAAAAAAAAUCAAAGUAAUGCAUUUGCGCAUGACCGGAACAUUCUCAGGACAGGGAAGCAGAGGGUAAUGGGGAGCCUAAGAAUGAGGGAUUAAUUUAUCGGUAUGUAAGCCAAAAAAAAAAAAAAAAAAAAAAAAAACAUCUUGGUGAAGGCUUUGCCAUGGGUGUGCUUCGUGCUGUCUCCCUUCCCUACACCCAGCCACUCCCACUUUUCUAGUUAACUUUUUCCAUCUCCCUCUUGAUAUUCAAAAUGGUUCAGUUACUUAAGAUUCAGUUCACCUACACCUACUUUUUUUUUUGUAAUAUGUAUUUUGGGGACGACAUUUUGCUGUUUUUAGAAAUCAGUUAAUUAAGUUAAAAGGUUGACGUUUUUUAAAGCACCCCCCCCCCUUCUUGCCCCUUGUGGUGUCCUUUUUUGAAUGCCUCUCAAAUUUAUGAUUCUGUGUUUCUUAUCCCCUGUUUGCUUUUUGAACGUAUGUGCGCCUAUCAAGUGGACUUCUGAAAAAUGAAUGUAAAAGACACUGGUGUAUCUCGGAAGGGGAUGGUGUUGUCACAAACUGUGGUUUAUCCAAUGAAUUUAAAUGUUUACUAUAGACCAAAAGGAGAGAUUAUUAAAUUGUUUAAUGUUUAUACAGAGUAAUUAUAGGAAGUUCUUUUUUGUACAGUAUUUUUCAGAUAUAAAUACUGACAAUGUAUUUUGGAAGUCAUAUAUUAUAUAUAGAAAAGAGAAAAAAAGGAAAACUAUUCCAUGUUUUAAAAUUAUAUAGCAAAGAUAUAUAUUCACCAAUGCUGUUCGGAGGAGUGCUUGGGGGUUUUUUGAAGUCUUUAAUAUUUUAAACCUAUUACUGACACAUCAGCAUGUUUUCUGCUUAGAAUUAAAAUUUUAUGACAAUAUUGAGGCUUGCUGUGACGAAUCCUGCUCCAGCCCUUUCUUGUUUCUUAUUAGGUCUCGGGAGGAAGUCAGUUAACGUCACCCAAAAGCACAAAAUGGGUUUUAGUCAAAUAUUUAUUGGAUGAUACAGUGUUUUUUAGGAAAAGCAUCUGCUACAUAAAUGUUCACUUUAGAGUUCUGAGUUGCUGGCAUGGAGUGUUAUUGCCAGAGCCCCAAAUGAUUUUGUUCUCUUUCGGCCUGUACAUCUCAUGCAGUGUAAGGUUGACCUCGGUGCUAUGUGUAUGGCUUAUGAUUUGAUAGAUGUUUUGACUUUAAAGAUGGUUCUUCUUUUGUUUCACUGAGUUGUAUAAUGUCAAGAGAGUCUGCUGUUUCUUCAAAGGCACAUUUUGUGCUCGAUUAAAAUCCCCUUUCAUCCA
Molecule: messenger RNA, 3618 nt
Organism: Psammomys obesus (fat sand rat)
Lineage: Eukaryota; Metazoa; Chordata; Mammalia; Rodentia; Muridae
Gene: Hlf
Product: HLF transcription factor, PAR bZIP family member
Exons: 4
Coding region: 544-1431 (295 amino acids)
Biological process (GO): regulation of transcription by RNA polymerase II
Cellular component (GO): nucleus
Molecular function (GO): DNA-binding transcription factor activity, RNA polymerase II-specific; RNA polymerase II cis-regulatory region sequence-specific DNA binding
Source: RefSeq, a predicted model, not a curated record